Alternaria metachromatica is the source of this 3135-nucleotide messenger RNA. RefSeq lists its product as uncharacterized. The record is from RefSeq and is a predicted model, not a curated record. The transcript has 2 exons. Lineage: Eukaryota; Fungi; Ascomycota; Dothideomycetes; Pleosporales; Pleosporaceae. Bases 1 to 3135 code for a protein of 1044 amino acids.
AUGGAUCCCGUCAGCGCAGUCUCCAUCGCGACGUCUGUUGUCACAUUCAUUGACUUCACUGUCAAAGUUGUACUCCUUGGCCACGAAAUUCACGAGGAAGGUACCACCAUCGGCGUGUCAGGGAUCGAGCAUCGAGCGCAGGAACUCAAAUCUUGGGUCAAUGGCUUGCGUGCACCAAUCAGCGGCCGUAAGGACUCACUCAAGGAUGAAUAUGAGGCACUGGACCGCAUUAUCGCAGGUUGCUCUGGAGUUGGAACGCAAAUCAUCAAAUAUCUGGAGGACCUUAUCCCAAAAGCGAACAAACGAUCUGCAUGGAAAAGUUUCCACAUUGCGCUUCGGACUAUCCUGAAGAAAGAGGAAAUCGAAGGGCUUGUCAGAAGGCUUGAAGGUUAUCAACAGGACCUCUCGUUACGCCUCCUUGCCCUGCUCAACGCGAAGACGGAUGUACACUCGUCAGAAGUAACUCAGCGCCUUGACAGUCUCGAGACGGCGAGUAAGCGCAUCGUGCAGAUCUUGACAUUCACGCAAAGUUCUUCCGGAUAUUCUGCGUCACCUCGUGACACAAAAAAUUCCGAGGCUAAGAGCGAAGAUACCAGAAGAGAGACAGUGCUCCGCGUUAUUCUGGGGCUUGAAGAUGGCACCACCCGUUCCGUUGCCGACCAAAACUUCGCACUUGCCGGCCAAGAAGACCCGGCUCCUAGCAACUCGAUUGAGCGUGUGAUCACAUUCAGAGAUCGAUCCAACACACAAGUCUUGGAAACGGUCUCCAACGAGCGAUUCUCCCCGCUUGCGACCAAAGUUCUGGCCGCGCUACAUUACCGUGGGCUGCAAAGCAGAUUCAGCGAUACAGCGAUAGCCCAUCAUGACACGUACGAGUGGAUCUUCAAAGCGCCCAAGCAGGACCGUCGUUGGUCAGAUUUUGCGGAGUGGCUCGGUAGUGAGAACAGCCUAUACUGGAUCUCGGGAAAGCCUGGGAGCGGGAAGUCUACGUUGAUGAAGUACAUCUGCUCACAUCCUCAAACGAUUCAGCUCCUUGAUUCGUGGGGGGCUGGCCUUCCGUUGCUGCAGGCCCGGUUCUUCUUCUGGGCGGCUGGACACACCCUGCAAUCAUCGCAAGAAGGCUUAAUGCGAGGCCUGCUGCACACGCUUCUUGCGCAAUGUCCACGGCUCAUACCGUCCGUAUUUCCCGAAAUCUGCAUGGAUAUUGUUGCCGGACGUGAGCUGGAUCUUUCCUGGACGUCUUCAGAGCUUAUAGAAGCUCUUCGUCUGCUUGUCGAAAACUCCAAAGGCCUCAGAAUCUGCCUCUUUAUCGAUGGAUUGGACGAGUACUCCGGAGAUCUCCGUGAGCUUGUCCGUAUUAUCAAAACACUGUCUUCCUACGAUAAUGUGAAGCUGGUGCUGUCUAGCCGACCCCUGAUGGAGUUCGUUGACGCCUUCCACAACAUGCCUCAGCUUCGGCUACAAGACUUGACGUAUCAAGACAUGAUGAACUUUGUUUCUGAUAGGCUAAACCAGUCUCGAGGCUUAAGAGAAAUGGAAGAAUUGGAUCCAGAACUCCGCUCAACCCUGAUACGAGACCUGUGUGAAAGAUCGGACGGCGUUUUUCUCUGGGUGGUGUUAGCUCUUCGUUCGAUUUUGAAAGGACUACAAAAUGGUGAGACGGCAUCUACGUUGCAACGCAAACUCGAUGCCCUCCCCCGGGAACUUUGGGAGAUGUACAAGCUCAUUUUCAAAUCGCUAGAUCCAGCGACUCAAACGAGUACGGCUCGAAUGAUCCUGAUAAUGCUGAGAAGCAAAGAAGUACCAAGUUCCGAGCCAAUGAGCCUUCUUCAACUAGCUCUAGCCGAUAACGAAGACAUGACUGCUGAAAAGGCUAUUACCGAGGAAAUGCGGAUUAUGCCGUCAAACAAGCGACGAUCGCUAUGCUUAUGGAUGAAGAGAAGAAUCGAUGGCCAUACAAAUGGCUUACUUGAAGUCACAGGCCAAGAUAACAUUGCUGAACGAGGCUCAUCUUCCAUGGACGCGUGGGUCGAGUUCUUCCACAAAACUGCGAUCGACUUCUUCCGCUCUGAUGAAAUAUGGGACUUACUGAGGGCGCAAGCUGGGCCUGACUUCAACAUCGACCUUACUCUACUCGUUGCAUGUCUUCUCGAAAUGAAAGCACUGCCUUCGGAAAGAGCGGUUGUGGCGGACGCCGACCGUUCUGUUGCGAACUUGCGGCAAGGACUCAAGUUUGCCAGCUUCUUAGAAGGACAUAGCCUUCGUCCUUAUACGGCGUUGUUAGACGAUAUGGAAAAGACCAUGAGGCUUCACUGGGCGAAGGCAACGAUGUACAAAAGGCGAGCGUUAGACGACGAGUGGACCGCAACCAGAGAUAUGACUUUCGAACGAUUCGCCGGGCAACAGGCCAACAUAAGGAGAUACGAGCGUCAUUAUACCCACCAGCAUCCUUCCUUCUGGAUUCUUGCCAUGGAAUAUGGAUGUUUUCUCUAUGUUGCCGAUAAAGCCUCGUGGGAAGAAUCCGUCACAGCCCAACAACGAACUUCGCUGACCUGUACACUCCUGCGGUACUACAUGGCAGGGGAACUCAUGCUGGACCGCCCAUCGCGUACGAAAGCAGUUACUGCGAUUCUCCAAGUUCUUGCUGCGGAUGCCGAAGCUCUCACACGCAUGGAUGUAUACCGUUGCUGGGACACAUUCGCCAUGGACUUGUUCACAGCUGGGAAAGAUUUAGCGUACCGAUCCGAGAACGCGAACAACACGAUGGAUCUAUGUCUUGCAUUCCUCAAUGAUCGCGAACUCCGAGAACAUCCUGAUAGGGAUAUAUUGGGUGUGCGAUCCUUGCUCGAAGAUUUCCAAUCUAGAGUCAUAGCCGCAAAUCCACCAGGCGCAAAGAGCGAUAGCACCCAGCAAGAUUUAGACGAGUUCAACACCAAGUACGACAAGGCUCAGACUAUCCUCGCAACGGAAUGGAAAGAGGAGAGCAACGAGGCUCAGAAGAAGGAAACCAGCGAAGGUCGGAACUGGCCUGUGUUCGUGGUCGUUCUCCUGAUGAUACUCUUGUCGUUGCUUCUCCUAAGUUACAACCUAUCAUUCGGUCCGCUCGGUGGCCCAGAUACGAUACGAGACCUCUAG